AUGCCAACACCAGCACACGGCGGCAUGGAGCGUCGAGGGCCUUUUGCUGUCUGUCCGUCUCCCUUGGUCCUCUCUCUCUCUCUCUCUGUGUGUCUCAGUCUCGUUCUCGUCUCGUCCGUCUUUGUCUCUGCCCCCUCUCUACCCACGCCCACGGCGCUGAUUCCUCCCGGCCACCGGCGUCUCCAUUCCAUCCGUCGUGGCCGCGCCUCGACUCCGUCGACGCCAUCUGCCGUGACCAACAUCACAUCGCCCACUCUUCCCUCGUCCAUUAUGCCCCGGCCCCGGGCUCUGGUGUAUCGCGGGCCGGCGAGCAGCCACGGCUUGCCCGAGGCCGUCGCCAAGCUCCUGGAGUCCUCCCCGCGACGCUUUGACGUCCAGUACGCAGGCCCAAGCGAGGCCAUCCAGGUGUCGCCCGAGAGCCUGAGCAAGGUGGACUUCUCGCUUGCCACGCGCUCGCUCGCUUGCUCUCCUUGGCCCGAUGCGUCGCCCGCCCUCGCUCGGUCCAAGUUCCAACAAGAACAAGAACGAGAACGAGAGCUGCAUCAUGACGCCGCCACACGUCGCAACACCAAUGCCACGGCGAGACUGACGAGGCGCGCAGACCUCGACGACGCCUGGGCCGAGACCAAGGCCUUCGCGCCCGCGAUCCGCAACUUCGUCGCCCACGGAGGCCGCUACCUCGGCUUCUGCCUGGGCGCCUACCUGGCCGGGCACACGCCGGGCUUCGGGCUGCUCCCCCGCGGCGCCGACACGGACGCGGAGAGCGACCAGCGCGGCGCCCAGGUCACCGGCGCCGCCGACUCCAUCAUCCAGGUCGACUGGACGUUCGCGACGGGCCCCAGGGCCGGCCAGCGCGCCCCCCGGCGCUGGGUGUACUUCCAGGAGGGCGCCGUCAUCAAGGGCCUCCGCGAGGGCGACACGGCGCUCGUGCUGGGCCGCUACUCGCAGGGCGGCCGCGUCGCCGCCUCGCUGACCAAGUACGGCGACGGCUGGGUCGGGCUCGUCGGGCCUCAUCCCGAGGCGACGCUGGAGUGGUUUGCUCUUGAAAACCUCGACUGCCCGCACGGCGAGCAGUUUGACAUUGGGCACGAUUUGAUCGAGGCCACCAUGCUGGGUGGGCCGAGUGCGUCGGUACCCAAGUCUUGA
Metarhizium album ARSEF 1941 is the source of this 1146-nucleotide messenger RNA. RefSeq names its product biotin protein ligase. NCBI's taxonomy places the organism in Eukaryota, Fungi, Ascomycota, Sordariomycetes, Hypocreales, Clavicipitaceae. The transcript has 3 exons. The record is from RefSeq and is a predicted model, not a curated record. The coding region runs from base 1 to 1146 and encodes 381 amino acids.